Sciurus carolinensis (gray squirrel) is the source of this 1531-nucleotide messenger RNA. It is a transcript of the gene Bnip3, whose product is annotated as BCL2 interacting protein 3. The record is from RefSeq and is a predicted model, not a curated record. The coding region runs from base 184 to 768 and encodes 194 amino acids. The transcript is spliced from 6 exons. Gene Ontology annotation, biological process: mitochondrial outer membrane permeabilization; positive regulation of apoptotic process. Lineage: Eukaryota; Metazoa; Chordata; Mammalia; Rodentia; Sciuridae. Gene Ontology annotation, cellular component: nucleus; mitochondrial envelope; mitochondrial outer membrane.
AAUGACCGACGCCUCCUGGUGCGCCUCGAGGCUGCCCCGCCCCGCCCCGCGUGUUCCCUGGUCCCGCGCGGCGCCGGCUCAGUGCUGAGCGGCCGGCCAGCGGCGCGCGUCCUCUACCGCGGUCGCCGCCGAGGCGCAGCCGCAGCCGAGCGCAACCCCGCCGUCCAGCCGCCCUCCGGCGCCAUGUCGCAGAGCGGAGCCUCCGGGCUGCAGGAGGAGAACCUUCAGGGCUCCUGGGUGGAACUGCACUUCAGCAGCAGUGGGAACGGGAGCGGUGUUCCCGCCUCGGUUUCCAUCUACAAUGGAGACAUGGAAAAAAUACUGCUGGAUGCCCAGCAUGAGUCUGGACGGAGCAGCUCCAAGAGUUCUCACUGUGACAGCCCACCUCGCUCACAGACACCACAAGAAAAUACUAGAGCUUCUGAAACAGAUACCCAUAGCAUUGGAGAGAAGAACAGCUCUCAGUCUGAGGAAGAUUAUCUUGAGAGAAGGAAAGAAGUUGAAAGCAUCUUAAAGAAAAACUCAGACUGGAUAUGGGAUUGGUCUAGUCGGCCAGAAAAUAUCCCCCCCAAGGAGUUCCUCUUCAAACACCCGAAGCGCUCAGCCACUCUCAGCAUGAGAAACACCAGUGUCAUGAAGAAGGGGGGCAUUUUCUCAGCAGAGUUUCUCAAGGUUUUUCUUCCAUCUCUGCUGCUUUCUCAUCUGCUGGCCAUUGGAUUGGGGAUCUACAUCGGGAGGCGCCUGACAACCUCCACCAGCACUUUUUGAUGGAGACUUGGGCCUGGCUCUGUUUUCGGCUGGGGAUUCCCACAUGAGCUGACGGCGGACUGAAGCGCUGCGGUGAUCCUGGGGUGGCUGCACCACUUUCAUUUAUUUGUUCCGUGAAUGCUGCGCUCGUAACUUAGUAAAAUGAAACAGCAGACACUAAAAUCAUGCUGGCCUGUAAUUAUACCUAUGGGAUCAAUUAAUAAGCAUGUCAGACUGAUUAAUAGUUACUGUAAGAUUUGGUAGUAAAUUUCCUUUGAAUAUUAGAUAUAAAUAGUAUAAAUAAUUUAAUAGUUAUGUAUGUAGUAUUUAAAAAAUUAACUGUAACCUUAAUUGUUAAAAUACUUUAUAUUUCAAAAAACCGAAUAACAUUGAUUGGUAGAAAAAAAUCAUGACAUUAAGGGAAUUGUCCAAAAGAAAUAUUGUGGCCUUAUAAUGACUCCAUUGUGGAUGGCGUGUUGGAUGUAGAGGAACACCAUGCGAUCACCUGUGAAGACCAGCGCUGUCUGCAUCAAGGAGCAGUGGGACCAUGUGCCCCGAGCAGCGUUGUGUGGUGUGUAGACUGCAGCCUCUGACCGUCAGGCCACACCUGGGUGGCUGCUUCUCGGUUGAAGCACCUCCUGGUCUUCCUCUGUCACUCUGGAUUGCUGGAUUUAAUCUUACUGUUUGUGCUCAACUGGUGUGUGCUCUUAGACAGCUUUACUGUAAGCAGGUGUGUCUACUUAAACUGGAGAUAGACAAAAAUAAAUCUUUGCCAAAUUCUUCA